This is a messenger RNA of Parastagonospora nodorum SN15, 954 nucleotides long. RefSeq lists its product as hypothetical. The record is from RefSeq and is a predicted model, not a curated record. Lineage: Eukaryota; Fungi; Ascomycota; Dothideomycetes; Pleosporales; Phaeosphaeriaceae. The coding region runs from base 1 to 954 and encodes 317 amino acids. The transcript is spliced from 2 exons. Gene Ontology annotation, molecular function: hydrolase activity.
AUGGCUGAAAAAUAUCGCACGUACGCGAUACCACAUCCUCAGUGGAAAGACUUCCCUAACAAUCUGCCGCCGAACACACGUGUUGACCGUAUGACUCGAGACCGUAUUUCGAUUGAUCCAGAUCCAGCUCUAGAUAUCUUCGAAAUUACGGUCAAGACUCAGCAUACCGUUCGCAUUUACCGGCGCAAAGAUGCAUCAAUCCUGCCACUGUUCGUGUACCAACAUGGCGGAGGUUUCGUGACCGGUGGAUUGGAGACCGAUGACAAGACGUGCCGCGCAAUUGCCAAAAGAUGCAGCAUUUGUGUCUUGAGUAUCGAGUAUCGCCUCGCACCUGAGCAUCCCUUUCCAGUUGGCUUCGAAGAUUGUUGGGAGGUUUUGAGCUGGGCAAGCACCAAGGAAGCAGAAGUGCAGCUCAAUUUCGACUUGAAAAAAGGUUUUCUAGUUGGUGGCACAUCAGCUGGAGCAAACUUCACUGCUGGCUUGGCGCACCGUUACCAUCACUCUCCUCCGUCUCCAUCCUCUGCCCCGAUAACAGGCUUGGCCUUCUGGGCCGGAUCGUGGUGCCACCCAGACGUUCGUCCAGCACAUCUUAAGCCUUACAUCUUCUCCGUUGACGAGAUAGAUGACGCUCCAGGACUAACCAAGUCUUCGAUUGAUUACUUUUGGAAGAAGUAUGGAGCACCAAAGGACGAUGUCAGGUACUCUCCUUUACUCCACGAAGAGGCGGAGUGGAAAGGAGUGGCCAAUAAGGUGUACUUUGCUAUAUGUGGCUGGGAUCCAAGACGUGACGAGGCGAUUCUAUUUGCAGACAUGCUGAGAAAACAAGGGCUAGAUGUGAAGAACAAGGUGUAUUCAGGUUUGUCACAUGGUUUCUGGACCACGUGCCCUGAGUUACCAAUUAGUGAGGAGUGGGAACAAGACACGUUGGCAGGUAUUGAGUGGAUACUUCAAUGA